This is a messenger RNA of Anopheles darlingi, 756 nucleotides long. Its product is annotated as protein transport protein Sec61 subunit gamma. The coding region runs from base 164 to 370 and encodes 68 amino acids. The transcript is spliced from 2 exons. NCBI's taxonomy places the organism in Eukaryota, Metazoa, Arthropoda, Insecta, Diptera, Culicidae. Gene Ontology annotation, cellular component: Ssh1 translocon complex; membrane. Gene Ontology annotation, molecular function: transmembrane protein transporter activity. Gene Ontology annotation, biological process: post-translational protein targeting to membrane, translocation; protein targeting. The record is from RefSeq and is a predicted model, not a curated record.
AGUUGUCAGCAAGCCAAAAGCCAACGUGGAAUCGCAAAGCAAGCUGAAAACGCAAACGAAAUCGUCCAGCAAGCUGUGGAAAUCCAUUUCUCCGUGUAGUUUUGCUUACGUUGGAUCGUACGGUAACGUUUUGGACACAAUCCCUCAUCCCUGCAAGUAAAAGAUGGAACAAAUCACCAAGUUCUACGAACCCGGCCGCUCGUUCGCCAAGGAUUCCAUCCGACUGAUCAAGCGGUGUACCAAGCCGGACCGUCGCGAGUUCCAGAAGAUCGCUAUCGCUACCGCCAUCGGGUUCUGCAUUAUGGGAUUUAUCGGUUUCUUCGUCAAACUGAUACACAUCCCAAUCAACAACAUCAUCGUCGGAUCGUAAGGUGUUCCUGUUCCGCUUUGACCGAGUGACCGUUCAUCAUCCAGAGGCAGCGUCCCGAUUUCUUCACUUCUUCACCAUGCAUCUGACGACUGAUUACCCCGCUAGCGUGGUCACAUUCUUCGAGUGAUGGCCAACUUUCACCGCUAAAUCCAGAACGCAACAUCAUCCACCCCCUCCCAAAUAUCUUGGGCGCGACAAAGAGGACGACGGGGCAACGCUGCGAUGCUUCGGAGCCUUUAUUCUUUCUUUUGCCGUUGGCCUUUAAUCUAGUGUGUAAUUCCCUGUUUCCGUGUUUUGUGGAGCGUGUGAGUGUAUGUGGUAGCCACGAUUGCCACGUAAUUUUUUUUGUGGAAACCAAUAAAAUAUUUAUUGUUUCACUAAACGAC